Molecule: messenger RNA, 3653 nt
Organism: Scleropages formosus (Asian bonytongue)
Lineage: Eukaryota; Metazoa; Chordata; Actinopteri; Osteoglossiformes; Osteoglossidae
Product: influenza virus NS1A-binding protein homolog A-like
Exons: 16
Coding region: 454-2385 (643 amino acids)
Molecular function (GO): protein binding
Source: RefSeq, a predicted model, not a curated record
UGCUUUUGUACAGCUCGCGCCUUUCCCGUAUCCCAGCGGUUCGGAGCUGUUGACCUCGGAGAGGUGGAACAGCGCGAGGCCGACGCGAGCCUUCCGUCGUGGCUGCGUUGUGACAUCCGCAGCAGCUCGAGCCUGCGACGUACAGCUUUCUGUUCCCGUUCAAUAUGUCUGGCCUUGUCUGCCGUCAAGUACACCAGGUGUUCCAGCACCCAAGAUUGUUAUUUGACCUCAUAGUUGCACUGCUUUAUCAUCACAGGAAAAGCUUGACUCUAUAGCCAAUGGGAUUAAGUCACUGCAGGCCUUAAAGUUUUUGCUGGUGCUUGAUCAAUCACUACUCCACAGCUGGCAUUACUUCUCCCACCCGUGAAGGAGCGCUUUGGUCCCUUUCAAACCAUUGCAAUUUAUCUCACAAGUAGAACCAUUUUCUAUCAGGUUGAAUAAAGAUUUUCAAACAUGAUUCCCAACGGGUGUUUGAUUUUUGAAGACGAAAGCUUCCUGGAUUCAACGGUGGCAAAGAUGAAUGCACUGCGUAAGAGUGGCCAAUUCUGUGACGUCAGACUGCAAGUCUGUGGCCAUGAGCUUAUGGCCCAUCGGGCUGUUUUGGCAUGCUGUAGCCCCUACCUGUUUGAGAUCUUCAACAGUGAUGGGGAGCCGCGUGGGAUCUCUCAUGUUAAAUUUGAUGACCUGAACCCUGAGGCAGUUGAGAUCCUCCUGAACUAUGCUUACACCGCUCAGUUGAAGGCAGGCAAGGAGCUGGUUCAAGAUGUCUACUCCGCUGCUAAAAGACUCAAGAUGGAAAGGGUAAAGCAGACAUGCGGUGAUUACCUGCUAUCAAAGAUGGACUGUCAAAGUGCCAUUUCCUACCGCAACUUUGCCAGCCUCAUGGGCGAUGGGAGACUUCUUUGUAAGAUCGAUGGCUACAUCCAGGAACACUUGGUGGAGAUCUCAGAGCAGGAUGACUUCCUCAAACUUCCCCGACUCAAGUUAGAAGUAAUGUUGGAAGACAACCUGAACCUGCCAAGCAAUGAUAAACUUUUCUCCAAGGUCAUACGCUGGGUGCAGCACUGCCUGUUGGAGAAUGGGGAACUGCUAGAGAGGCUGAUGGAGGAGGUGCAAAUGCUGUACUACUCAGCAGAUCACAAACUGCAUGAUGGGAAUCAACUGGAGGGGCAGACUGAGGUGUUUGGCAAUGAUGACCACAUCCAGUUCCUGCAGAAGAAGCCCCUGCGGGAAAACUUCCAGAAGCAGGGCAGCAUCAGCUCAUACGGAAGCCUGUCCCCAGGCUCCUCUUCUCAGCUCUGCAAACCUGAGUGGAAGUGCAUCGCUUCUGAGAAAACCAACAGCAACACCUAUUUGUGCCUGGCAGUGCUGAAUGGCGUGCUGAGUGUUAUCUUUCUGCAUGAGCGUGGCAGCCCACUGAGUUCCCCGUCCAGUACACCCUCCCUGCCCAAGAGCCUGAGCUUCGAGGUGCAGCAGGAGGGGCCAGAAGGGAAGCUGUGCAUCCCCAUGCACUAUGCUCGCUCUGGCCUGGGCACCGCUGAGCUGAACGGCAGGCUGGUGGCUGCAGGUGGUUACAACCGAGAGGAGUGUUUGCGUACAGUGGAGUGCUAUGACCCAAAGUGGGACCGCUGGACAUUCCUAUCCCCCAUGAGGACCCCUCGCGCACGCUUCCAGAUGGCUGUGUUGAUGGGUCAACUGUACGUGAUGGGCGGCUCCAACGGCCACUCAGAUGAGCUGAGCUGUGGGGAGACGUAUAACCCUCAGGCUGAUGAGUGGACCCAGGUGCCAGAGCUGAGGACAAACCGUUGCAACGCAGGUGUCUGUGCCUUGGAUGGCAAGCUGUAUGUUGUGGGAGGUUCGGAUCCUUGUGGACAAAAAGGACUGAAGAACUGUGAUGCCUUUGAUCCUGUCACCAAGACCUGGACCAGUUGUGGCCCACUUAACAUCAGGCGGCACCAGGCAGCAGUAUGUGAGCUGAAUGGCCUGCUGUAUGUGAUUGGUGGGGCUGAGUCCUGGAACUGCUUGAACAGCGUAGAGUGCUACAGUCCGGAAAGCAACACCUGGACCCUGGUCUCCCCAAUGAACGUGGCGCGUCGAGGGGCUGGAGUGGCUGUGCACCAGGGGAAGCUGUUCGUAGUGGGUGGCUUUGAUGGUUCCCAUGCACUGAACUGCGUGGAGGUCUACGACCCUGCCAGAAAUGAAUGGAAGAUGCUGGGCAGCAUGACAUCUGCGCGGAGCAAUGCUGGAGUGGCCGUGCUGGGUGGCGUCAUCUACGCGGUUGGUGGCUUUGAUGGCAACGACUUUCUCAACUCCAUGGAGACUUAUGACCCCGAGAUCAAUGAGUGGAGUCCAUGCAUGAGAGCUACUGUCACUACUACAGAAUGACCAGGUUGAGCACUUUUUUCAGUCCAACAGGCUUAGCGGUGUCCUCAUUCUGGUGUUGUGUCUCGAAGUGGACUGGGUGGGAGGGGGGUUGGAUUGUCAGCAGUUGGUGAGGUGGUAGUCACAGUUGCUUUACGCAACAUGAAAGUCUUUGCAUAUUGUAUACAAUACUUUCUGCUGUACACUCAUCUCUGAUAACAGGGUCCCAUUUAUUUCUACAUAACAUCAACUUCCACGAGCCAAAUUGUCAGUGUCUACAUUCAGGGCAUUCUCUGCCUCACGCUCUAUGCUUCCUUGAUAAACGCCAGACCUCUGCAACACUGGAAAAGGUCGUUCAUAAUGAAUGGAAAAUAUAGCAUGAAGAUAGGAAUUAUCAUUUUUGUUUUAAAUGUUAUGACAUGUAUUAGUGUUACCUUUGUAAUGUAUAAAAAUACCUUUUGUUUCGGUAUUUUAAGUGUUUUGGGUGACCUUUUUGUCCAGAAAUCAAGUGCUUUCCAUACAAAAUAAUGGCCGACUGAACACCUCGUAAUGAGGAAUCACAUACUGAUUGAAUCAAUGUUCUGUUAAUUUCAUGAAACAACUUAACCCUGUUAUGUGAGAAAUGGUUGUACAGUUGUGUUUUUUUCUCUGAGAAUGCUAACAUUAAGUACAAUAUUUGGAGUUACCGUUUUGAGAGUUUUCAGAGCCUGGAAAAUGUUUGCUUAUUUUACUAGAGCCUAUUUUACUGAUGCCUUUGAGCUCUUUAAUUAAACAUCUAAACAAAAUCAGGUUUAGAAUGCACUUAGGAACAAGAGUAGAUGUAUGAGUAAGAAAGUAAAGAUUAUGAAUAGAAAUUGUUUUUCUUGGGCUCACAGAAAAUGUGCAGAAAGUCAAAGCCUUAGUGAAAGGAUACUGAUCCACAUGGCUGUUUUUGGUUUAUUUAAACUGAAGCUGAAUUGCUUUAGAUGCCAUGGUAUCUUAUCAGAUUGCCUGUUUUGUAUAAUGUUUUAGAAGUAGACUGCUUGGCCAAUUUAGCAGUUGAACAACAACAGCUGGAGCAGAUAUAAGGACACGCUCACACUCACGCUUCUGUGCUCUUCUGACCACAGCACUGACCUUAACACUUGCCAUUCAGUCCAUUUGAUGAGGUGCUUAUUAAUGUUCCUUUUUUCUUAAAACCAUUUGUAUUGUCUUGUUUUUUAACCAGUUGAUGGGAGAAGGAAUUUUCACUUUUGUUACAAGCUGAUAUUUCUUAGGUAAUAAACCAAUACAAACUGCAUUAGACUUGUCUG